Nothoprocta perdicaria is the source of this 6565-nucleotide messenger RNA. RefSeq names its product phosphatidylinositol-4-phosphate 3-kinase catalytic subunit type 2 alpha (gene PIK3C2A). NCBI's taxonomy places the organism in Eukaryota, Metazoa, Chordata, Aves, Tinamiformes, Tinamidae. The transcript has 36 exons. Gene Ontology annotation, molecular function: 1-phosphatidylinositol-3-kinase activity; phosphatidylinositol binding; 1-phosphatidylinositol-4-phosphate 3-kinase activity. Gene Ontology annotation, cellular component: phosphatidylinositol 3-kinase complex; plasma membrane; cytoplasm. Bases 559 to 5670 code for a protein of 1703 amino acids. Gene Ontology annotation, biological process: phosphatidylinositol-mediated signaling; cell migration; phosphatidylinositol 3-kinase/protein kinase B signal transduction. The record is from RefSeq and is a predicted model, not a curated record.
UUGGGGCCUUGAUGACUCAAGGUUGAGUUUUUCACUUUGUCCUAGAAAUAGAGGAACAAAAAGGGAGAGGACAAUCUGGUUGUACAAGUGGAGAAAAGCGUGGACACUGGUAGAAGACUUGCAGAUCCUUUCUCCAUAUUGCCUCAAGACUCAAGUUGCAAAGAGGAGACAGAAGAGGAAUGGUAUCUUUCCUAAGGAGAAAAAGCUAUAGAAGGAGGCAACAAGCAUGAGCCCAAGCAUGGGAUGGCUUCUGUGUUGGAAACAAACAACUAGACUUCCCAGCCUGCAGGAGAGAUGACCCUGGGACAGAGAUGGAGAUCUGUAAAAGUGUGGCAUGCUGGAGGUAAAUAGUAGAGAUUUGCGGAUGCUUCAAUACUGCCUAAGUGCUGCCCUUAAUUAGGAUGAGUGCUGUGUUCCUCCAUGUCCUGAUGAGUCACUGCCUCAUGGUAGAAGAAUUGCCUGACUGUAGGUCCUGAGAACCUUUGUGAAGAGAUCUGCUGAAUCUCUUACAUAGGCAACGGUGGACAACCAGUACAAGCAGAAGUGUUGAUUCUUUCCAUGGACACCUGCUCUUGCGGCAUGGCCCAGAUAUCCAGUAGCAAUGGAUUUAAACAGCGUUCGUCCCCUUCUUUGGCAGCUGCGAGGUCCAAAGAUGUGGACAAGGAGGAGGCGUUGCAGAUGGAAGCUGAGGCGCUAGCUAAAAUGCAGAAAGAAAGAGGUGCAGCUGGAAAUAAGCAAACCCUUGAUUCUUCAAGCAGCACCAGACAGAAAGUGCAGGACAACAAACAGGACCACGAUCUUAUGGUGUUUCCAGAGUCUGAUGCCAAGAGAAUGGAAGAUAAACUAAGUUCUAUUGACAUAGAGAAACUUACUCAUGCUGAACUAGAGAAACUGCUGCUGGAUGAUAGUUUUGAAUCUAGUAAAGGACCUGCAUUACCAGUAAUGCCUAUUUUGAACCCACCCGUUUCUUCGCAGUUUUAUCUUGGGCCUGCUGGUCGGAGAGGGCAGUGGACACCUGGGAUGCCAGCACCUGCGACUUGCACUUUACCUCCUAUUUAUGCCCCAGCUUCUUUUACAAAACAGACUGGUGUAUUUCAGAAUGGAUUCCAUCCAAGUGUGUCCUCCUAYCACUCUACAGAACCUAUUUAUUUUGGUCUUCCAAGACAGUCGCAAUACAUUUCAUAUCCAUUGGCAGCUACUACACCUUUCCAUCCACAAGGAAAUGUUCCCAUAUAUCCUCCAGUAAUUACACCAGAAAUGGCAAAAGUAUUUGACAAAAUUGCAAGCACCUCACAAUUUCUGAAAAAUGGGAAGUCGAGCAGUGACUUAGAGAUGACUGCUCUUAAGUCUGCAGUUUCUGAUCUACCAGCCUCAGAAAGCUGCAGAGACAUUAGUAAAUUUGACUGGCUAGAUUUGGAUCCUCUAAGUAAACCAAAAAUGGAUAGUGUGGAGACUUUGUACAAGGCGGAAGAUGAUGGUGAGGUGACUUCCAGCAUGACUGCGGAGGAUCCAUGGGACGCUGUGCUCUUAGAAGAAAAGUUGUUAGUAACUUGUCAUAUGGAAAGAAAGCUUAAUGGGAAAUCUUCAGGAGCAACAGUUACGAGAAGCCAGUCCUUGAACAUUCGAACAACUCCCCUUGCAAAGUUCCAGGGCCAAACAACAGAGCUGCAGAAAGACAAUGGGACCACUGGCACGCUCACAGAACACGCACUUCGCCAAGAACUUGAGGGGCAGAACCAAGAGCUGUCAGCUUUUUCUCAAGCAGUUACAAAAUUGAGGACCAAGUUUCCUUACGAUAAUCUACUAACAAAUCCAGGUUUUGUGCUGAGUCCAAUCAUGCUGCAAAGAAAUAUCAGUGGAGAGAGUGCCAGUAUCAAGGUUUCUAUAGAAAUCAAAGGAUUCCAGCAGCCGGUAACUUUUACGUGUGAUGUGAGUUCCCCUGUGGAGCUUAUAAUAAUGCAGGCACUUUGCUGGGUGCAUGAUGACUUGAAUGAAGUGGACAUUGGCAGCUAUAUCCUGAAAGUCUGUGGCCAAGAAGAAGUUUUACAGAAUAAGCACUGUGUAGGAAGCCAUGAAUAUAUUCAGAACUGCCGGAAAUGGGAUACAGAAAUAAAACUGCAGCUCUUGACCCGUAGUGCAAUGUGCAGAGAUUUGGCACGAACAGAAGAAGAUGAUAGAACCCCCGUGCAUCUAACAAAACACCUCUACAAAGUAGAAAAGCCUUUCAGAAAUGUUAUUAUAAGGUCUUCUAUUGAAGAACUUCUUGAUGCCUAUCAUAAACAAAUUGACAUAGCGCUUAAAAAUGAGAACCAACAUAAAGCAGUAGAACAUGUAAUAAAGACGGUCAGAAAAAUCUGUUUUACAUUGGAUGGUGUAGAGACUCCUGCAAUAACAGAAUCCGUAAAGAAGCUAAGGAGGGUUGUUAAUCUUCAAAGGACUAAAAACACCGAGGCAUCCUUAAAACGUGGUGAGGACAGUAGCAAGAGCUCAUCUGGUUCACUGCAGCCUGAGAACCCUCUGAAGGUGAGCCUAGACCAGUUAACAAGAGCGGUUGAGGACCUUCUACGACUGCACAUGAUUUCAUGCAGCAGCAGCAGCUCUGCUGUAAUUUCUCCCAAAGACACUCAGGGCACCAAGGAAGCAUGGACUGCCACAGAACAUCUCCAGUUCACAAUAUUUGCUGCACAUGGAAUAUUUUCUGCUUGGGUAUCAAAUUAUGAAAAAUAUUAUUUGAUAUGUUCUCUGACCCAUAAUGGAAGAGAUCUGUUCAAACCUGUUCAGUCCAAGAAGGUUGGCACAUACAAAAGCUUCUUCUACCUGAUUAAAUGGGAUGAACUAAUAAUUUUCCCCAUCCAGAUUUCUCAGCUGCCAUUGGAAUCAGUCCUAUGUUUGACGUUGUAUGGAAUCCUAAAUCAAAGCAGUGGAAGUUCUCCUGACUCAAAUAAACAGAGAAAGGGCCCAGAAAUUUUGGGUCAGGUUUCUCUACCUCUGUUUGAUUUUAGACGAUUCUUAACCCGUGGAACAAAGCUCCUGCAGCUCUGGACCUCAUCGCUUCCCAGUCACGCCUCGGGGCUGACCAGUAAGAGGGGAAAUAUGGAAAGAAUAGUCUUGCAGGUUGACUUCCCAUCCCUUGCUUUUGAUAUUGUGUAUCAGAUUCCUCAAUCUGUAAAGACUGCUGUGGGKCAUUCCAUAGAAACGUUGGAAAAACCAUUGAGAGAACAUCUGCUUACCAUUCUCUCUAAAGAUAACACCAUUGGGCUAUCAAAAGAAGAUAAACAAUUUUUGUGGGAAAAGAGACAUUAUUGUCAUAGUCAUACUAGCAGCCUACCAAAAAUACUGGCUAGUGCCCCUCACUGGGACUGGGCAAGUCUUCCUGAAAUAUAUUCAGUACUGCACCAGUGGCCUCCUUUAUCACCCUUAGCUGCACUGGAACUACUUGAUUCAAAGUUUGCUGAUCAAGAAGUGCGAACUACAGCUGUGAAUUGGAUAGAGGCAUUAAGCGAUGAUGAAUUAACAGACUUCCUUCCUCARUUUGUCCAAGCAAUGAAGUAUGAAACCUACCUGGACAGUGCUCUUGUCAGAUUCAUUUUGGCUCGGGCUUUGGGAAGCAUUCGAAUAGCUCACUACCUGUAUUGGCUUCUUAAGGAUACACUACAUGAUGUCAAGUUUGGUGUAAGGUAUGAGCACAUUCUUGGAGCUUUCCUUUCAGUCUGUGGAAAAGGCUUAAGAGAGGAGCUGGAGAAGCAAACCAGACUGGUACAGCUUUUUGGAAUGGUAGCAGAAAAAGUAAAGCAAGCAAGUGGAUCUACCAGACAGGCUGUCUUGCAGAAUGGCAUGGAAUGUGUGCAGUCCUUUUUCUUGAAGAACAAGUGCCGUUUGCCUCUCAAUCCUAGCCUUGUGGCAAAAGAGCUAAAUAUUAAGGCAUGUUCCUUCUUCAGCUCUAAUGCAGUACCACUGAAGGUUGCACUGAUAAAUGCAGACCCCCUGGGAGAAGAAAUUAAUGUGAUGUUUAAGGUUGGAGAAGAUCUGCGACAAGAUAUGCUGGCUUUGCAGAUGAUUAAGAUUAUGGAUAAGAUCUGGCUGCAGGAGGGGCUGGAUCUACGGAUGGUUAUAUUCAAGUGCCUCUCAACUGGAAAAGAUCGAGGCAUGGUGGAGCUUGUUCCUGCUUCAGAUACGCUUAGGAAAAUUCAAGUGGAGUAUGGAGUGACAGGUUCUUUUAAAGACAAACCUCUGGCAGAAUGGUUGCGAAAAUAUAAUCCUACAGAGGAGGAGUAUGAAAAGGCUUCCGAGAACUUCAUUUAUUCCUGUGCAGGAUGCUGUGUAGCUACUUAUGUGCUGGGAAUUUGUGACCGCCACAAUGACAACAUAAUGCUGCGAAACACAGGACAUAUGUUUCACAUUGACUUUGGGAAAUUUUUGGGUCAUGCACAAAUGUUUGGUAGCUUUAAAAGGGAUCGUGCACCUUUUGUGCUAACAUCAGAUAUGGCUUAUGUCAUUAAUGGGGGUGAAAAACCCACCAUUCGCUUUCAGCUGUUUGUGGAUCUCUGUUGUCAAGCAUACAACUUAAUAAGAAAACAUGCAAACCUCUUCCUGAACCUGCUUUCACUGAUGCUUUCUUCAGGGUUACCAGAGCUAAGUGGAGUUCAGGACUUGAAGUAUGUCCAGGAUGCUCUCCAGCCUCAAACAACAGAUGCAGAAGCUACAAUUUUCUUUACAAGGUUGAUUGAAUCCAGUCUGGGAAGUGUUGCCACGAAGUUUAAUUUCUUCAUUCACAACUUGGCUCAGCUGCGUUUCUCAGGUCUGCCUUCUAAUGAUGAGCCCAUCCUCUCAUUCUCUGCUAAAACAUACUCUCUCAAACAAGAUGGACGAAUCAAACAAGUAUCUGUAUUUACCUAUCAGAAGAGGUAUAAUCCAGAAAAACAUUAUAUCUAUGUAGUGAGAGUUCUGAGAGAAGGACAGGUUGAACCAGCGUUUGUCUUCCGGACAUUUGAUGAGUUCCAGGAGCUCCACAACAAGCUUGGUAUUCUCUUUCCUCUCUGGAAGUUACCGGGCUUUCCUAAUAAGAUGGUCCUGGGAAGAACCCAUAUAAAAGAUGUAGCAGCUAAAAGAAAAGUGGAGCUCAACAGCUAUAUACAGAGUCUGAUGAACAGUUCUUCAGAGGUGGCAGAAUGUGAUCUGGUUUAUACUUUUUUCCAUCCUUUACUUCGUGAUGACAAAGUGGAAGGAAUAGAUGGAAUAGCCAGACCUGCAGAUGCAAUUCCAUCAAGUCCUACCUCAGGCAAAGUGGGAGGAGAAGUGAAGCUAUCAAUAUCAUAUAGAAACAGCACUCUGUUUAUCAUGGUUAUGCACAUCAAAGAUCUGGUUACAGAAGAUGGUGCUGAUCCAAAUCCCUAUGUAAAAACAUACUUACUUCCAGAUACACACAAAACAUCUAAACGCAAAACCAAAAUCUCUCGAAAGACAAGAAAUCCAACUUUCAAUGAAAUGCUUGUGUACAGUGGAUACAGCAUGGAGACMCUGAAACAGAGAGAGCUUCAGUUAAGUGUCCUCAGCGCAGAGUCGCUACGUGAGAACUUUUUCUUGGGUGGAAUUACACUCUCACUAAAGGACUUCAACUUAAGCAAGGAGACAGUUAAUUGGUAUCAACUAACUGCUGUACCUUAUCUGUGAGCUCAUUGCUACAGCUGAGUAAGAGCAGACCAAUUGUAUUCACCUGUGCUUUUUGCAUCUUUUUACUUGAAAGUAACUUGUACAUUGUAAAAUAAGAGAGACUGCAUUUCAACAGGUAUGUUGGACCAACGUUCAUGUAGCCUAAUCUUGAGGAUUUCUAGAAAAUCAUUACUGGCUUACUCUCAUGCAGUGUUAUCAAAGCAUUAAUGUAAAUGKUUCUUAGUAGUUGCGGGUAAAAGAAGGGCUUCUAAACUAUAUAUGAAAGACUCAAAUUAACAGUCUGACSUUGUUGGUUAAACCACCACAACUUAAUCAAAAACUUAGGCCUGUGGAUGUAGUGGAUUUUGGGUUUAUGUAUUUUUUUUUGUCCCCUGUAUUAUGUCAUAUAUGGCAUGAUGCUGGAGAAAAUCAAAGAGAAUGAAUAUUUUUCAGGAUUACAUUCCCAUUAUUAACCAGGCAUCACAGAAGCAUCAAUGGGUAAAAUAAUGUUAGUUUCACACCUGUGGAAAUGAAYGUUGAAGGGCUGGAAAAGUUCCGUGGCAUUGCAUCUGAUCCCAGAUUCAUGCUUCUCUAGGAGUUACUGGAGUGAGUGCCAAUAAUGGAGUUGUAAAUAAUGGUGCCUUAUAACUGAAAUGCUUCUCUUGUACCUCAUUUCUAGUAUUUAAAUAUGUAUAUGCUAACUCUUAUCCCCUUAAAAAGGGGAAGUAUUUUCACAUUCAAUAAGGUGCAAGUCCUACUGGAAAUCUUUUCCAGAGAAAAUUUGUUAUUUCCAAAUAACAUCAUUUCAACUGAUCUUCAUAAUUAGUGUAACAUGUGAAUUCCUUCUGCCCUUCUACCCAUGAUCUGUUCUACAAAGUGAAUGAAGACUGGCUGAAUGUGUGCUACCUUUUUUCUU